Amborella trichopoda is the source of this 1130-nucleotide messenger RNA. RefSeq names its product glutathione S-transferase F9. Gene Ontology annotation, cellular component: cytoplasm. Gene Ontology annotation, molecular function: glutathione transferase activity; glutathione binding. The record is from RefSeq and is a predicted model, not a curated record. NCBI's taxonomy places the organism in Eukaryota, Viridiplantae, Streptophyta, Magnoliopsida, Amborellales, Amborellaceae. Gene Ontology annotation, biological process: glutathione metabolic process.
AAGUUUCAAGUACUCCACUAUUUUACUAGCCCUAAAGGGCGUUUUUGUGGACUUUCUUGGCCCCCAAGUUGCCCCUUUUGGCUUAUGGACAAUAUAAAUGGUGGCCUUGGACUUCAGGGUGAGAGGUAGGUUUGUUAGCAGUGUGGUUGGGUGCAUUGUGAGAAUGGUGGUGAAGUUGCAUGGUGCGGCUUUUGCCGCAUGCCCGAGGCGGGUUGCGGCAUGCUUGUAUGAGAAGAAUGUGGAGUUCGAGCUUGUAAAUGUCGACCUCUUUGCCGGAGAUCACAAGAAACCCGAAUUCCUCCAACUUCACCCCUUUGGCCUUGUCCCUGUGAUUCAAGAUUGUGACUUGACCUUCUUCGAGUCGAGAGCUAUCAUUCGAUACUAUGCGGAGAAAUACGCAGGGCAAGGGACUGAUCUCUUAGGCAAGAGCCUAGAAGACAGAGCAACUAUUGAGCAAUGGCUUGAAGUCGAGGCGCACUACUUCAACGAACCGGCCUUCUCCCUAGCCUUCCAAGUACUUUAUGCAGAAAAGCUUGGGCAAGAGCCUGACCUCAAUGUGAUCAAAAGUAGUGAGGAGAAGCUCACCAAGGUGUUGGAUGUGUAUGAAGAGAGGUUAUCAAAGAGCAAGUACCUUGGUGGUGAAUUUUUCAGCCUUGCUGAUUUGAGCCACCUUCCUUUUGCUCACUACUUGAUUAAUGACAGUGGAAAGGGAUACUUGUUUCAUGAUAGGAAGCAUGUGAGUGCUUGGUGGGAGGAUAUCUCUAGCCGCCCUUCAUGGAAGAAAGUCUUGGAGCUGUAGGGUAGGGUACCUUCGGUUCGAGGAUUUCCCACGACAUGGGAAUUCGGUUUCUUACCUCCCAAGGUAUGAAGCCGAUUUCACAUGAAAUGCUGGUAUUUUGUAUUGCGGCGGGAACCUUGAAUGCUUUCACUCCUGCCACUAAUCUACGAAAAAAGUACGAGAAAACGGUGGUCCGGUAGGAAAUAUCUCUUCGGGAGAGAGAUUUCCUGUAAACCAAACGUGCCCUAGUGUCUAAUAUUCUUCAAUUUUGUUCUCUGUUACUAUAAUUGUAUGAGUGAGUUUAUGAUUUAGCAAUGAAUGUGUGAGCAAUAAGGAGGAAGUUCUAUUUUUU